Messenger RNA from Phacochoerus africanus (Common warthog), 1267 nucleotides. RefSeq names its product mitochondrial ribosomal protein L18 (gene MRPL18). Bases 434 to 976 code for a protein of 180 amino acids. Gene Ontology annotation, molecular function: 5S rRNA binding; structural constituent of ribosome. The record is from RefSeq and is a predicted model, not a curated record. The transcript is spliced from 4 exons. Gene Ontology annotation, cellular component: ribosome; mitochondrion. Gene Ontology annotation, biological process: translation. NCBI's taxonomy places the organism in Eukaryota, Metazoa, Chordata, Mammalia, Artiodactyla, Suidae.
UCCUCCCAGGGCCCUACUGGUGUACGUGUGUGGAGAGGGGUACCUGACAAUGGUCAAUCUACGCCUUGCAACCCGAGGGCCCAAAGAGAAGAUAUGCUGCCUUGCGUGCCGGAGACGCCGGACGCCGACAACAAGCGUCCUCUACUUAACGGCUCGCGCCCUCCCCGGAAGUUUGUUGCUGCUAAGUGUUUGGUUGGUUCCGACGCCUGCGUGCGCCCCAGCGUAAGCGCUGAUUGGAGGAGCGGAGAUGACAGAUUGCACUCUCUACCACUCAGCGGCGGGGGGCUUGUUGGUUCCUGUCGAGGCGUCGAUGACCUUACGUGAGCCUUAGGCUUUUCCCUAAGUAAACAUGGCUGCGCCCAGCGAACCUCUGGGACCCCAGUGAGGAAAAAGGCCUGGUCUGCCCGAGGCUUUGUUUGCGAUUCCCUCAACGAUGGCGCUUCGGUCGCGAUUCUGGGCGUUGUUGUCGAUUUGCAGGAACCCGGGGUGUCGGGCGGCAGCGCUCUCAACCAGUUGCAAGCCAGCGACGAACCCUGGAACGGACCCUGUGGAAAAUGAAGCUGUUGCCCCAGAGUUCACCAACCGGAACCCCCGGAAUUUGGAGCUCUUAGCAGUAGCCAGAAAAGAGCGGGGUUGGGGGACAGUGUGGCCGUCCCGUGAGUUCUGGCACAGGCUGCGAGUUAUAAGGACUCAGCAUCACAUAGAAGCGCUUGUUGAGCACCGAAAUGGCCAGGUUGUGGUUUCAGCAUCCACUCGUGAAUGGGCCAUUAAGAAGCACCUCUAUAGCACCAGAAAUGUGGUGGCUUGUGAGAGUGUAGGACGAGUGCUGGCAGAGCGAUGCUUGGAAGCAGGAAUCAACUUCAUGGUUUACCACCCUACUCCUUGGGAGGCAGCCUCAGACUCGAUAAAACGGCUACAACAAGCUAUGACAGAAGGUGGUGUGGUGCUGCGGGAGCCUCGGAGAAUCUAUGAAUGAAUCGGAAGCGUUGUCGGGGAUUUGUGAAUGUAAAAGCUGUCAGCUGCUCAUCUCAGGAGAGCGCGUCUGGAGGAAGCGCUGGCUGGACAGUCCCUGCGGGCGUCUCCCCUCGGGAUUUCUCAGUAGUUAAGGUCACCUUCUCCCCUUGUGCGUGUUGGUUUGUUUUCCACCAAGGCUUAAAUUCUUCCCCUCUCUGAGACGUGAGAGAAGUAUCUGAGAAAAGCUGUUGCUAAUUAACUUUUGAAAGACAUGUUGUUUAUAAGUCAAAGAAUAAAGGUCUAUUAUGAACUA